UCCUGAAUAAUUUACACUGAAUGGCUUUGGGCAGUGACGCAGAGAAGGAUACAGAUGCUCGACUACUUUUCCGUUAAAUUGUUAGAAAUUUGCACAGUUUGGACGAACCUUUCGUUUGUUUCUUUAUCGUGAGGCUUUACAUCGACGUGUCAGCUCGAGUAAAUGUAAAAGUGUGUGUUCGCUUCUUUAUGUGGUGUGGUGUCGCUGAGCAGGAAAAUAAAGAUGCCGCAGCCCAAAUCACGAAAAAUCGCCGUGCUGGGUUACAGAUCUGUGGGGAAGUCCUCUUUGACAAUACAGUUUGUGGAAGGACAGUUUGUGGACUCGUACGACCCGACUAUAGAAAACACUUUUACUAAAAUGAUCACAGUCAAUGGCCAAGAGUAUCAUCUGCAGCUGGUCGACACAGCAGGGCAGGAUGAGUACUCUAUUUUCCCUCAGACCUAUUCCAUAGACAUCAAUGGUUACAUUUUGGUGUAUUCCGUUACGUCAAAUAAAAGUUUUGAAGUAGUAAAAGUUAUUCAUGAAAAAUUGCUGGAUAUGGUGGGAAAAGUACAAGUACCAAUAAUGCUGGUGGGAAAUAAAAAAGAUCUCCAUAUGGAGCGGGUUAUCAGCUGUGAAGAAGGUAAAGCGUUGGCAGAAUCAUGGAAUGCAGCGUUCAUGGAGUCCUCUGCAAAGGAGAACCAGGCAUACGAGCUAUUUGAGUCGGUUUUUCGGGCAAGGAUUGGUUGCUAUGCAGUUGCUAUGGCAAUGAGGUCAUAUGUUGGCAUUAUGAGAUGCACUGCAGAGGGAAAUUGAGUACCUGGAGGGGAGAGUAUGGAUGUAUGGAUGAGAGUAUAGAUGUCAUGAGUUCCCAGGUUUCUUAUGUUAUGGUUGUUGUUGUAAAGUAUACAGUAUUUCACUGUUUAAAUACUAUUCAACCCUCAUUCAGAAUUUUACUGGUUUUUGUUGGGGGUUUUUGUGAGAUGUGGUUCUGUAUCAGUAAAUCACAUUUGUUUUAAUUGUGUAUCAACGAAAUGAUUCCUAACACUGAUACAAGAUUUUAUGCAGUUAAUAAAACUUACUCACUCUUUUCUUGUGUCUAAAUCUCAAACAGUGUUUCAUUAUAACUCUUUAUUUAGCUUCUAUAACAUCACUGUUUUUGUUAGUGAGCGUCAUUUAAAAAAAAAACAGAAAAUUGUAUGAAGAUGAGUUGAAGAUUACAGAUUGUUCACUUAAGAUGUAAAAUGUAUACUAUAUGGGCAGAAUGUGUGCACACCCGACCAUCACACCCAUAUUUGUGUCUUCCUCAAAUUAUUUCUACAAAGUUUGAAAGCAUAGACUUUACUGUAGCAUUACAGUUUCCCUUAACUGGAACUAACAGGCCCAAACCUGUUCCAGCAUGACCUUGACAUGGUUUGAUGUUGUUGUGGAAGAACUCACAGGUUCUGCACAGAACCCUGACCUCAACCCCACUGAACACUUUUGGGAUGAACUGGAACUCUUGACAGCACCACAGACCUUUUCACCCCACAUCAGUGCCAGACCUCACUAAUGUUCAUAUGGAUGAACAGCCACACUCCAAAAUCUCUAGUGGAAACCUUCCUAGAUGAUCAAAGGAGACAGAGUCCAUAUUCAUGAGCAUGGUUUUAGAACUGGAUGUUCACCAAGCAUGUGGGUAUGACGGCCAUAUUUUGGCCACAUACAGUAGAGUAUAAUUUGGGGAAAACACAAUUAAGCUGCUGUUCCUUGUAGAUUGACAGUAUGUGGUGUGAUCGAUAGAAAUACAUAGUGUAAUGCUACUGCUAUUAUUUGCUGUGUUUGUUGUUAGUGUAAGUAAUGUGUAUUUGAAAUGUUAGUAAGUAAAUUAUAUUUGCACUAGAAGGAAUGUUAUACACAUAAUAUCCUGGGUUUUCUUGUUGACAUUGUUGGGCUAUAAAAUAAAAUAAAAAAUAGUUUAGUCUGCUUUCAUUAUGACGGUUCCCCUGAUGUCUUUUUCCAGUUGCAUAAGAGUGACAGUUGCUAGUGCAUUAAUCCCAGUUUGCCCUUUGGCCCAGUGGCAUUACAAAAGCUCAAACAUAUCAGCAGAAGCCGUCAUCUGUAGCGCUCACCUCCUGUUCCACACAGGCAUCAUCCUGAGCAACAGCAUCUCUCUAGAGAUCUGCUAACUCCACAGAGGCAGACGAUGUGGAAGCUCCUAAUCGAAUAUCAGAUCCAUGGCUGCUUUCUCUCUGAGCCGACUGUCCACCAGUCGGAACAAAAAACACUAAUUUUACUUUUGACCUAUUUAAUAAAGAUAAAGUUUCUCUUUUGAGAUUAAACACCGACACAUUCAAUCCCCCCUUUGCAGAGACGCUUAGUAAUUUGAAAGCUAUAUUUUGUACAAAAAUAAAUAAAUAAAACAUUGCCUCAGGGAGAAAGCUCUAACAACUGAGGUGGAAGUGAUGAGCUGCCUUUUAAUUAGAUUUUUUUUGUUUGUUUUAUAUCUACAGUGAACAUCAUAAAUGAUUUUUGUUGAAGAUCUUUGAUUGUGGUUUUGGGCUUUUUAUGAAUUUCUCUGGACUUUGUUUCUAAUAUGGUUAGAGUGAAGCAGAACUGCUACUGCUCUCCAGUCACAUGACGCAUCACAUUGCACUCCAUUAGAUAUUUUUAUUUACAUUUACAGCAUUUAGCAGACGCCCUUAUCCAGAGCAACUUACAUUUUUAUCUCAUUUUUAUACAACCGAGCAAUUGAGGGUUAAGGGCCUUGCUCAGGGGCCCAGCAGUGUGAAACUGGUGGACGUAGGAUUCGAACUCACAAUCUUUCGAUUGGUAGCCCAACACCUUAACCACUAGGCUACCACUUCCCCCAUUUUAUCUAGAUAUUUUUAAUGGACACACUGUCACUUUUAGUGUAAUCUUAUUUAUUAGUUUUCUUUAGUUGAAACUUUUUUUUUCUUUUGGUUUGUUUUGAUUAUAUAAAGACAUGACUAACUACUUCUUUCACUCUGUCCC
This is a messenger RNA of Tachysurus fulvidraco (yellow catfish), 2970 nucleotides long. It is a transcript of the gene rheb, whose product is annotated as Ras homolog, mTORC1 binding. Bases 223 to 795 code for a protein of 190 amino acids. Lineage: Eukaryota; Metazoa; Chordata; Actinopteri; Siluriformes; Bagridae. The transcript has 8 exons. Gene Ontology annotation, biological process: small GTPase-mediated signal transduction. The record is from RefSeq and is a predicted model, not a curated record. Gene Ontology annotation, cellular component: plasma membrane. Gene Ontology annotation, molecular function: GTPase activity; GDP binding; GTP binding.